Molecule: messenger RNA, 4492 nt
Organism: Pantherophis guttatus
Lineage: Eukaryota; Metazoa; Chordata; Lepidosauria; Squamata; Colubridae
Gene: FAM76A
Product: family with sequence similarity 76 member A
Cellular component (GO): nuclear speck
Source: RefSeq, a predicted model, not a curated record
GGGCACCACGUCGGAUUGGGUGAAGGCUUACUCCUGUCGGGGAAGGCGGCGGACAUGGCGGCGCUUUACGCUUGUACCAAGUGCCACCAGCGGUUCUCCUUCGAGGCGCUCAGCCAGGGGCAGCAGCUCUGUAAGGAAUGUCGAAUUGCACACCCAAUUGUUAAAUGUACCUACUGUAGAACUGAAUUCCAGCAGGAGAGUAAAACCAAUACAAUAUGCAAGAAGUGUGCUCAGAAUGUGAAACUUUAUGGGACGCCAAAGCCAUGCCAGUACUGUAACAUAAUCGCAGCAUUUAUUGGCAACAAGUGCCAACGGUGUACGAACUCGGAGAAGAAAUAUGGGCCACCCCAUUCAUGCGAACAGUGUAAGCAACAGUGUGCCUUCGACAGGAAGGAUGAUAGGAAAAAAGUAGAUGGGAAGUUACUCUGCUGGCUUUGCACACUCUCCUAUAAGCGAGUGCUACAGAAAACCAAAGAACAGCGUAAACAUUUAAACACUUCCUCUCGGACAAGCUUGCCGGAAAAAGAGCAAUAUGGCCGACUUAACUGUGGCAGCCACUACAGCAGCCAGAAAACCUUAUCUACAUCUUCUAUUCAGAAUGAACUCCCAAAGAAAAAAUCCAAGUUUGAUGCCAUAUUAGCCAAUGGGGACAGUUUUUCUCCAGACCUCGCCUUGGAUUCCCCUGGCACCGAUCAUUUUGUCAUCAUAGCCCAACUGAAGGAAGAGGUCGCUACUUUGAAGAAAAUGCUGCACCAGAAGGAUCAGAUGAUCCUGGAGAAAGAAAAGAAGAUAACAGAACUGAAGGCGGACCUGCAAUACCAGGAAUCCCAAAUGAGGGUGAAAAUGAACCAGAUGGAAAAAACUCACAAAGAAGUUACAGAACAUUUGCAGGCCAAGAACCGAGAGCUCCUGAAGCAGGCUGCAGCUUUAUCCAAGGGCAAAAAAUCAGAGAAAUCGGGAGCAAUAACUUCCCCUUAAAUUCGUCAGAUCUCUUACCCUAAGACGUCUGAGGUUUAAAACCCCACGGUUCCAGAACCACACAUGGAUUGCUACUCUCGUGCGCAUGACAGAAUCCUUUGAGAUUGGCUAUUCAAUAGAGUGCCCCAGUGCUGGUUUAUAAAAUCUCUUCCUCCUGACAUAGAGUACAGUGAUGAGAACGAUUGGGAGGUUUGGUCCUCCUGUCCUCCAAGCUCAAGAACAAGCCCUUUUUAGCUCAGAUAUUUCUCUCCAACUAUUUUUACCAUCACUGCCUUGGGAUUGAUGAAACAAGAGGGCCUCCUUGCUGAUUGGAUCCUUUACAGGAUUCUGCUUUUGUACUACACAAGAGACCUAAAGUGGCCAGAGCCAGUUUUAAAACAAUUUUUAAAGCCUUUUUAAAAUGAAAAUUCUGUCUAUUUGGGGAUGUGUUCCACCCCUCAAUUCUUAAGGACAGCUUGAGACUUUUUCUCACAGGUUUGUAAAUUGAGAACCGAGUUUCAAUCAACAAUUCUCUCUCCAGCUUCUAAAAAUUCAAGAGUUUCUUGGCAGAAUAAUUGAAUAUACUCAUAUGGAGGCCAGCGGUUAUGAAUUAGUGUUUUGCUCACGUUUUUUAUGCUUCUUUAGAUAGCACAGCUUUUUUAGGCUGGUUCAACAGCUCCGUCCAUUUGGAGUGAUAUCAGGAAUCAGAAGUAGUCUAAAAUUACUUUUCAGGUACAUGGGGUGAAUUAGUAACAAGUGUACAUCUAUGCAGUUUUUCUGAAGAAAAACAAAACAAUCAUGUUGACUUCCUUGGCAGCACCCUCAAGUCAGGUUUACGGGGCUGGCAAGAAAAUGAGACGGCUUUAAGUGCUGAGAGAGAACUCUUAAUGCCUGUAAAGGUAGAGAUGAAAAGAAUUCAAUGAGUUCUUCGGCUCUGGUCCCUUGCUGAAUUUUCUGGGAAAUGGUAAGUGUUCAAAAGCAAUGAGAAGCUGCUAGUUUGUUUUCAGUUUGCUCCAGGCUGAUUGAAUUUGUGUGUGUGUGUGUGUGUGAAGAAAAUCAUUGCAAAGAAAUGCCUCCCACAGCAAUUUGAGAUGAAUUAAUUACCUUUUUAUAUAUAAAUCAGAGGCCAAAACCUGUGCUGCUGUUGAUUUUCUGAUGCCUGUCUCUUAAAAAAAAGGAAGACAACUUUGAACUGGGAAGCAUGUGCAGAAAUUGACGCUGUACUUCAGGUUAUUUAUUUUUUAAUCUUCUUUGCUCUUUUUGGUAAGAACCCAUUGCCUAAGAAAGAGCAUACUAAAUAGAACCUAAUUUUUAUACCUAAUAUAUAUACAUAUAUAUAUAUUUUUAGGAAGAAUUCAUUCAUAGAGAUUUAAGUAGGGUUGUUUUUUUAGCAAUCUUUUCCCCCACCCCAACCAAUUAAGAGGAGAAUGAUAUUUCUGGAACAAUUUAGGUGUGUGUUUUUUCCCCUCCUUCGUUGUGACAGUUCAAUCAUGCAUUAAAGUGGGUGCUUUACCGUGAUGCUGUUCUUUCUGGAAUGUAUUAAGUUGAUUUGUACAAAAGACAGGCUAAAAUAUGCAUCUGGGGGAAGGGGGAAAUCUUACAGCAGCUUUUUCUUUGGAUAUUUUGUGUAUGGCUUUCUGGAUUGGUCCAGACAAAAUAAGCUUUAUUUUCUUUCUCUCUGAACUGGGGCCUUUAGGCAUUGCUACCCUCACAAAAUACAAAGAGCUUUUGGUGCUAGGGUGGAAUUCACUGUCUGUAGCAAAUUAAAGACUUUUUUUUUAUAUAAUUAGGAUUUAUUGUUUGUCGUGUCCUCUUAAAUCCUCUUUGCCUAUCUCUGUAACUGUUGUUAUUGCUUUAAAAUGGCCAAAGCUGCUUGGGAUUUUAAUAGACUGAAUUGUUUCCUACCUACCUGCCCUACCGUUGAAAAGUCUCUCCGUUUGGCUUAUGAAGCUUCCACAGCUGACAGUGACAUUUCCUGAUUGGCCCAGAUCUUCCCACCACACCCCCAGGCCCAGAGUGAUGUUUCAUGAAUUAAGCAGAUAGCCACACACAUAUAUGAUAGAAGGGCAUAAAUGACAGCUCCUUAGGGAAAUCCAUACCCUCAUUGCCUUACUCUUUCAGGACGUCCACAACAGACGAGUAGCUCUCCCCACCUUUGCCAGCCAAAUGAAGAAAAAUGUGUGAUAUGGUAGAUUGUGGGGGCCAUCAAAAGGAAAUUACAUAUUCCUAGAGUGAUUAUAGGUUAGCAGUAACAGUUCUUUGUCCAUAGUCAUAGCGGGUGAUUCAUAGAGGCUACUAUGGUUGAGGCCGGAAAACCUAGACCAGUAAAACACUCAAGGUUUUAAUGGGUCCACUCAUUUGGACCCAUUUCCCACAGAAAACAAAACACCAGGAGCCACAAAACCCUUCCUGUGCCUGACUAUUUCCUGAGAGGCCACAGAACUAGCAUAUGUAGUUGAAUUAAAUGUUCUGUUUUCGUCUGAAACUUUUCUUUUCUUGGAUUUAUCCAUGGUUGGCCUACUGGGGGUUGAAAAGCUCAAUAAAUCACAUGUUGGCAAGUGUCACACAUUGGUGGUUGUAACGCACAUUUUGAGCGACAGGGAGCCGCAGCAGAGGGAUGAAAGAGCCACAUGUGGCUCCAGAGCCGCAGGUUGCUGAUCUCUGACCUAGGCAGAGGUGUAGCUUGAUGGGAGUUUGAUGGCAGACCAUCACAAAAUCCCAGGUGUGUGCAGACUAGACUGGGAAGUUAAAAUACAUCCCUAAAGCAGGAGCUCACUUCUGUAUUGUUGCCAAGAAAGCUACAUUGUCACACUCAGGUAAUUAAGAGGUGUCUCAACUUAGGGACAUUCUUACCUGUUUAUACCUGUUCCUGGCCAUAUUAAGUGCAAUGGUGCAUCCUAACUGCAGGAAAGGGCAGGUAAGGUUUAUGAGAUUUGUUUUGGGUUUGGUUGUUUUGUUUGCUUUUGCUUUUUGUUUCUUUAAAAAAAAAAAAGACCCCCGAAAUCUUUCUGUGGGAAGUUAGUGCAAAUGGUUGAUGCCUUAGAAUUAAGGAGCUUUAUUCUCACGAACGAAGAUAAAAAAUGUAGAAAUAGAAUGAAAUAGACAAACAGGAUUUUAAAGCACAAUUUUAAGGAGAAAUGCCAACACUUUAAUUAUUUCCAGCAGUUCUGUUCAAAAUAUUUUACAGAUGAUGGCAAUGGUUAAUAUAGCUAACAAAGGACAACCUUUGAAUAUAACGUAUCCUUCAUUGUAAGGUUUUCUAAACUUGUGGCUUGGUUACUUUUUUAGCAAGAACAAUUUAUGAUGUUUAAAUACCUCUGAAAAAUGUAGUUUAGCUUUCCAGUAUUUUGUGAAGACAAAAAAAGUUCAACCAUUUCUUAUAUUUAUAUGCUUAAGGAAAUGUGGAUAAAAAACCAAAAUCAGAAUUCGUAAUGAAAUGUUGGAUGCUUGCUUGUUUUCACGGUUGCUUCAGGCUGUUUCCAUUUUGUUUUUACUAUCACUAACACAGUCCAAAAAAUAAAUACACUUAAAUGGA